GCCAUGAGGUAAGCCAACCAAUCAGUCGGAGAAAUGUUCUACUCUCUGGAAUUUGCAUUCAGUUUGGGGCUGCUUCUUGCAGCUUCUACUUCUGCCGCUCCUGCCACCGAUGGACGCAUUGUGGGGGGCAUGGAGGUGUCCAGCAUUCUGGAGUUUCCCUACCAGGCCUCCGUGCAGCUGCAUGGCCAACACAUCUGCGGCGGCGCCGUCAUCGGGGAUCACUUUGUGCUGACGGCCGCCCACUGCUUCGAGGCGCUGGAACCCUGGAGCGUCCUCGACUACAGCGUGCGGGUGGGCUCCAGCGAGCAUGCGAGUGGCGGCCACCUGCUCAGCCUGCAGCAGAUCAUCCCGCACGGCGGCUACAAUCCCCAGAGCCACGACAACGACCUGGCGCUGCUCAUUCUGAAUGCCAGGCUCAAUUUCACCGAGGAGCUGCAGGCAGUGUCGCUGGCCAGCGCACAGCAGCCACCCACAGACCAAACGCGUCUUUUGGUCAGCGGCUGGGGAUUCCAGAGUGAAGAGCAGCAGCAGGAGACCGAAGCUGGUUCUAGUGUCGCCUCCAUUCUGCGCUUUGUGGACGUGGACCAUGUGGACCUCGGACAGUGUCGUCUUGCCUACCGCCAGGUGCUGCCCAUUACCCAGGGUAUGCUGUGCGCCGCUCGCGCUGGCCACGACAGCUGCCAGGGCGACUCGGGUGGGCCGCUGGUCGGCUUCCAGGCGGAUGGCACGGCGACGCUCUACGGCAUCGUUUCCUGGGGCCUGGGCUGUGCGAAUCCGGACUAUCCCGGUGUCUACACCAGUGUGGCAGCCUUUCGCCGCUGGAUCGAUGCUCAGGUGGGUGCGUGGGGCUGGAACAGCCUGCUGGGCGGCUGGAGUGGAGUGCAGUGAGGCGACGAAACUGUUUCACUCUUGUCU
Molecule: messenger RNA, 915 nt
Organism: Drosophila guanche
Lineage: Eukaryota; Metazoa; Arthropoda; Insecta; Diptera; Drosophilidae
Product: trypsin 3A1
Exons: 1
Coding region: 34-888 (284 amino acids)
Biological process (GO): proteolysis
Molecular function (GO): serine-type endopeptidase activity
Source: RefSeq, a predicted model, not a curated record